AUGCCACUGCCACAGCUCGACAUCAGUGGGCAACUUGUGUUCGACCAGCUUCUCCACCUGGCAACCUUCAGCGACGACCCAAAUCCCGCCGUGACUCGCAUCCUAUUCACAGACCAGGACCUGAAUGCACGGGCCUAUGUGAAGCAGCUCAUGACCGAGGCAGGGCUGAUCGUCCGCGAGGACACCAUCGGCAACGUGUAUGGCGUGUUGGAGGGUUCUGACCCCACUGCCCCCGCCGUGGGCACCGGCAGCCACUGCGACGCCAUCCCCCUGGCGGGGGCUUUCGACGGAACUCUUGGCGUCAUCGGCGGCAUCGCCGCGCUGGGCGCGCUGCGUGACGUUGGCUUCCGACCCCGCGCCCCGCUGGAGGUGGUCAUGUUCACCUCCGAGGAGCCCACCCGCUUCGGCCUGAGCUGCAGCGGCAGCCGCGCCAUGGCCGGCGCGCUGGAAGGCGACUACCUGGCCACCCUGCGCGACGUCAACGGCAGCAGCUACCUGGAAGCCGCCCGCGGCGCGGGGUACGGCGCGGCCAGCCUGGACGCCAUGCUGGCCGGCGCGCGGCGCACGCGCGCCGACCUGGGCGCCUUCCUGGAGCUGCACAUCGAGCAGGGCCCUGCGCUGGAGGCGGAGGGGCUGCAGGUGGGCCUGGUCACCGCCAUCGCCGCGCCCGCCGCCCUGGCCGUGCGCUUCUCCGGCGACGGGGGCCACGCGGGGGCGCACCUUAUGCACCUGCGCAACGACGCCAGCCUGGCGGCCGCCGAGUUCGCGCUGGCGGUGGAGAGGAUAGUGCUGGCCACGGGGUCGGAGGACACAGUGGGGACGGUGGGGCGGUGGGAGGUCUCGCCCAACGCGGUCAACUCCGUGCCGCGUGAGGCGGCGCUGGAGGUGGACGUACGCGACGUCGACGCCGACCGGCGCGACGGGGUGGUGGCCGAGGUGCUGGCGGAGGCUGCGCGCAUCGCCGAGGCGCGGCGCGUGCGCCUCGAGACCCGCGUGGUCAGCCAGGACCCACCGGCCGCCAGCGGCGAGGCGCCGCUGGCGGCCCUGGCCGCGGCAGUGGAGCACCUGGGCCUGACCAGCAGACGCAUGGUGUCGCGCGCCUACCAUGACUCGCUCUUCAUGGCACAGAUCGCACCCACGGCCAUGGUCUUCAUCCCCUGCCGGCACGGCUACUCCCACCGCCCGGACGAGUACGCGUCACCCGAGGACAUCGAGAGGGGCGUGCAUGUGCUGGCACUCGCGCUGGCGCAGCUGGCCGGCGACGCCGGGGCGGAGCAUGUGGAGCUCUGA
This is a messenger RNA of Auxenochlorella protothecoides, 1290 nucleotides long. Its product is annotated as putative hydrolase. The record is from RefSeq and is a predicted model, not a curated record. Bases 1 to 1290 code for a protein of 429 amino acids. Gene Ontology annotation, molecular function: hydrolase activity, acting on carbon-nitrogen (but not peptide) bonds, in linear amidines. The transcript has 5 exons. Lineage: Eukaryota; Viridiplantae; Chlorophyta; Trebouxiophyceae; Chlorellales; Chlorellaceae.